AUGACUUUCAACAUUCCUAAUAACCACGUUCAAAUCGGGGGUAGAAAAUCCGCCUUGGCUGUGGUACAAUCUGAAAUUGUUAAGGGGAUAAUUGAAGAGAAAUAUCCAGAACUUAGUUGUUCAAUCUUAGCCUUGAGUACUCUUGGUGACAAGGUUCAAUCCAAACCUUUAUACUCAUUUGGAGGGAAGGCAUUAUGGACUAAAGAACUCGAAGUUCUUUUGCUUGAAGAAAUGGAUGAAUUCCCAAAAUUAGAUUUAAUUGUUCAUUCACUUAAAGAUAUGCCAACUAACUUACCAGAAGAAUUUGAACUUGGUUGUAUACUUGAUAGAGAAGAUCCUAGAGAUGCAUUGGUCAUGAAGCAAGGCUCCAAGUAUAAGAGUCUUGCAGAACUCCCAGAUGGAUCGGUAGUAGGAACAAGUUCAGUUAGAAGAUCUGCACAACUUAUGAAGCAUUAUCCAAAAUUAAAAUUUGACUCUGUAAGAGGAAAUGUUCAAACUAGACUUAGAAAGUUAGACGACCCAGAAGGAAUCUUUUCAUGUUUAUUACUUGCAGCUGCUGGAUUAGAUAGAUCUGGUUUGGGUGGCAGAAUCACUUCUCGUUUGGAUGCCCCAGAAAUGUAUUAUGCAGUUGGACAAGGUGCCCUUGGUGUUGAAAUCAGAAAAGAUGAUAUGGUGAUAAAAAAGCUUUUAGAUACUCUUGAAGAUCCAUCCACCGCUUACAAAUGUUACGCUGAAAGAUCGCUUAUGAGAUACUUAGAAGGUGGAUGUUCCGUACCAAUUGGUGUCCACACUACAUACAAUGAAGAAUCUCAAAAAUUAACUUUGAAAGGAUUGGUUGUUUCUCCAGAUGGAACCAGUUCUGUUGAGGAUGAAGUUUGCGCAAAGGUUACCAGUAAGGAAGAAGCUAACGCAGUUGGAAUUCAAUUGGGAGAUCUCUUGAUUGCAAAGGGUGCUCAACAGAUCUUGAAGGAUAUUAAUUUCGAAAGAAUUAACCAAAGACCUGAACUGAAAUAA
[Candida] anglica is the source of this 1014-nucleotide messenger RNA. The record is from the annotation of a GenBank genome assembly. NCBI's taxonomy places the organism in Eukaryota, Fungi, Ascomycota, Pichiomycetes, Serinales, Debaryomycetaceae.